GCAAUGGUGAAUUGAAUUUCAGGGUAAAGAUCAAAAUGGAGACAAGAAAGAGAUUUUCGUACGGGAAGAUUUACGUAGCAUAUGGUUUUCUUAUGAGCCUCAUUGGCAAUGGGAAUUUUGCUACUGCUCUUUCAAUCACUGUGACAGACUUGGAAUGUGUCUCGGAGCAAGUUUUGUACGAGGGAGAUACCGUCUCCGGAAACUUUGUUGCUAUCGACCAUGACAUCUUCUGGAGCUCCGAUCAUCCCGGUAUCGAUUUCACCGCGAUGACUCCAAGAGGUACCAUAGUGUUCUCUCUAAAAGGAACAUCAGGGGAUAAGUUUGAGUUCAAGGCGCCGCAGAGUGGAAUCUACAAGUUCUGUUUUCGCAAUCCGGUUUCAACUCCGGAGACUGUAUCUUUCUACAUUCAUGUUGGCCACAUCCCAAAUGAACAUGACUUGGCUAGAGACGAACAUAUAGACCCUCUUAAUAUUAAGAUUGCUGAGCUGAGGGAGGCAUUGGAGUCUAUAACAACAGAGCAAAAGUACCUUAAAGCACGAGAUGCCAGGCAUAGAUAUACAAAUGUUAGCACGAAAAAACGUGUGAUCUACUUCACACUUGCAGAGUACAUUGUGUUUGCUGCUGCAAGUGCUCUUCAAGUGGUGUACAUCCGCAAUCUGUUCAGCAAGACGGUUGGCUACAACAGAGUUUAAGCUUCCUCAUUUUCCUUGAUUAAUUUAUUUUUCUUCUUAUAAAUUCAUAAUAACUAUCUUGUUCUCUCUUUUUCUCGGUAAAUUUUGAAACUUCAGCUAAAUAAGGCAAACUUUACUAGCACAUUUCAAACACUUCAAUACACAAAUUUUCCUUUC
This is a messenger RNA of Prunus mume (Japanese apricot), 848 nucleotides long. RefSeq names its product transmembrane emp24 domain-containing protein p24beta3-like. The record is from RefSeq and is a predicted model, not a curated record. NCBI's taxonomy places the organism in Eukaryota, Viridiplantae, Streptophyta, Magnoliopsida, Rosales, Rosaceae.